AUGCUGGAGACCCACAAGAAUAGCAAUCUCCAUAGGAUGACCCUAAUCAAAAAGGAGGGCAAUGUGCUAUUGAGAGUCAUAGUAGAGAACAAAACAGAAGAAGCUUAGAAGGUGAGAGUAAGAAUCAGCCACGAUGGCGAAUCAGAUGAUUAAAAAGUCAACCUUUAAAUGCCAGACUCUGAAGUUUGUGAUCCAUUAAUCUUCUCUAAAGAUAAGAAGUGCUUGUUCCACAUCCAGAAGAUCAACCCACAGAAGCCAUUCUCUAAGAUCAGAGUUGAAGUUACAGCUGCACCCAAAUCUUACUUGAACAAACAACUUGGUGGUGCUUAAGGAAGCAGUGAUCUCUUUAUUGGAUCAGGAACUGGUACUUAGUACAACAUAAACAUUAUUGACACAGUGAAUGUAGGCUAUGGUAUGAUUGGUGGUCCAUAGGAUAACGUUGGCUAUGAUGGAGACUAUGUUCAGCAGGACUACUUCAAAAUGUGA
Messenger RNA from Stylonychia lemnae, 486 nucleotides. Lineage: Eukaryota; Ciliophora; Spirotrichea; Sporadotrichida; Oxytrichidae. The record is from the annotation of a GenBank genome assembly.